AUGUUCGUACGUAAAUUACAAAAUUUAGGAUUUUUGAUAAUUUUAUUAUCUGUUAUCAAUACUUCCUCUCAUCCAUAUCCUAUACAAGAAGAAACGAUUCGUACAUAUCCUGUACAUAGAGUAUCGUUUAAUCCACGAGGAUAUACGGCAAAUAAAAUAUGCAUUCAUUGGUACGAUUAUACUCAACAAGAGAAAUUGACUGAAUGUGACAUAUCAUAUAAAAAACCAACAUCAAAGAAUUCUCCGGAUUGGUCAAUAGGAUAUAAACUCUCUAUUCAUACAGAUGGUGGUACAUUCCAUGAAGGACCAUUUUUAUGGUGGGAUGGCUGGCUUACGAUAAAUGUUUCUGGUAUAAAUAAAUCAGAUAUUAUUUUUGAAGGUAUUGCACAGAAGUUUUUGCUCAAGUACGUUAUUAAAGUCGAGAUAACAGAAGGCAUUUUUCUUAUUAAGUAA
Messenger RNA from Funneliformis geosporum, 453 nucleotides. The record is from the annotation of a GenBank genome assembly. NCBI's taxonomy places the organism in Eukaryota, Fungi, Glomeromycota, Glomeromycetes, Glomerales, Glomeraceae.